Molecule: messenger RNA, 2376 nt
Organism: Ectocarpus sp. CCAP 1310/34
Lineage: Eukaryota; Phaeophyceae; Ectocarpales; Ectocarpaceae
Source: the annotation of a GenBank genome assembly
AUGUUGCAACGGGUUGCGCCACCCAGUCUACGAGAACUGCAAACGUGUGACGCCCUUCCAGUAGCCAUCGGGCGAUUCCCGUUCUCCGCCCCCCUCUCCGCUGUAACGGCCUCGCUCACGCUCACGCGCGUGCGUCACGGCAACCGUAACCCCCAGGAGCGAAAUCGGGCUCGUGCGGAGGCCAGGAUGGCGGACGUCAUGUCUUCCCUCAUGAAGCACAAGCACGCCGGCCUCUUCCUCGCCCCCGUCGAUCCCCGCACCGCUCCCGGCUACGAGAAGUACGUGCAGACGCCCAUGGACCUCGGGACGAUCAAUAGGAAGCUGCGGACGGGCGGGUUCGCUGGCGAUAUUCUGGGCUUUGCUGCCCAGGUCCGGCUCGUCUUCGCUAACUGUCUCGCUUAUAACCCUCCCGGUGAUUGGGCGAGAGCUUGGGGAGAGAGCUGCGGCGGGGCCUUUGAAGCCAUGUACAACGCCAAGCUCGCGCCGUUGCUAGCCGCCCAGUCGGACAUGUCGGACAUGCUGGCGGAUGAAGAGGAGUCCGGAGAACCGCCAGACCACGAGGUGGCGGGGGGGCGAGGGAACGAGGGGGAGGGCAAGAUCAAGAAGUUGAAGGUGAGACUAAAGAACAGCAGAGGCGGGGCGGGCGGCGGUUCCAGCGGUGGCUCGACGUCGUCUAGUCCGGCGCCAGCAUCGCAGCACGCGGACUGGGGCUCACCAGCUUCGGGCGCCGUCCGCCCACCGUCGAAAAAAAGAAAGCCUCCGCAUCCAGGACCAGGCACGACCGGCGGCGGCGGCGGCGGCGGCGGCGGCGGGGGUGGCGGGGCAACUGGCGGCGUCAAACAGGUGCUCCCUAAGAUCCGGAUCACGUUCAACGCGAAGGGGACGCCGAAGAUCGCGCCGCCUGCUGCCGGGCGAGACUCGUCGCAGUCUCCAACCGCGGCUGCGGCGGCGGCGGCAGCAGCAGCAGCGGGGCCACCCAACAACAGCAGCAGCAAGAAGCCGACAACCAUCAAGAUCGCCAGGCCCAGGAGCAAUUCACCGGCCGCGCCGGCGGUCCAGCAGCAGCAGCAGCAGCAGCAGCAGCAGCAGCAGCAGCAGCAGCAGCAGUCGUCUUCUUCCUGGGGUGUUAGGGAUGGUUGGAGCGAGAGGCAGCGGGGGCCGUCUUCCGUAGUGUUGACGAUGAAGGGCGGUAGCAAAGGUGGCGGCGGCGGUGGCGGCGGAAACGCCGGGGCGGGGGUCUUGGUGCUGCCCCGGCGUCCAAGGGGAGGAUCGAACCCGCAGGGGACGGCGGCGGCGGCGGCGGCGGCAGGGGAGGCGAAGUACGGCAAUGGGGGCCGGCAGGACGAGCAAGCGCAAGAGCGGCAGGAGCUACUCGAGGAGGAGGAGGAGCAGGAGCUGCAGCUACGGCAAGGGGUAGUAGCAGCUCCCUCCGAGGAGGCCUCUCGGAAGAAGUGUAUCAAGCAGGCCCAGAGGCUGCUGCGCAAGACCCUCGUACCCUUUCGAUACGGACCCUAUGAGGUCGUCAGCUUCGGGAUCGUGUCGCCUCGGCCCGGGUUUCACACGGAGGCGUUCAUGUUCCCGCCGGGGUACCGGUGCACUCACUCGCGAUUUGUGCGGUGUAAUUUCAAGCAGUUGCUGGCCGAGGCCGCGUCGGGGAUAGAGGCGUGGCGCGCAUGCCUUCAGCUGGACGGGGCUCUGGCUCGGAGGACGGUGUUUCGCCUCGUAAGGUGCAAGUCCGUGUUGAACCGGCUGUGCUGCAACGAGGACGCGAUAGCGUUCCUGGAGAGCGUCGACCCGGCAGAGGUGCCGGGGUACCACACCAAGAUCACGCGGCCGGUGCACAUGCGCCUUGUGGACCAGAGGCUCAAGCGGGGCGGCUACCUCAACGAGUUCGCGUUUGCGAGCGACGUGCGGCUAGCGUGGUCCAACGCGAAGCUUUUCAACAGAGAGGGGUCGGAGCUGUGGUUGGCGGCCGACCGGUUGUCGCGAGAAUUCGAGGCGCUGUUCUGCGAGUGGGUCAUCAACCCGCCUGAUGGAUACGGGAGAGGCACGCAAGGGAACGCGCCCGCGCGAGGGACUUGGGACGACUGGCAGGAGCUGAGGUACUUCGACAACCUCAAGGGCUGCAGGGGGUGUGCCAAGGCGUCCACGAAGGUUAAGUCGGCGGCGGCGGCCGUCACGACGGCGGAAGAGGCGGAGACCGCCCGCAGGAAGAGCAUGCCGCCGGAGCUUGUGUGCUCGUCUUGCGAGGACGAGUGGCACGCGAUCUGCCUCGGAGACGGCAACAACGCCGGCGGCGAUGAUGGUCCGGCGGCGGUGGCGGCGGCGACGAAGGCGUCCUUGGAAGGACGACCGUUUCUGUGCCCCAGGUGGUAG